CCGCCCCACGCGCCUCAGGGGCCGCCGCGGGCCAUGCAGUCCUCCCGGGACGAGCCCGACGGCGCCAUGCGGGACCCGAGCGAGGAGCAGCCGCCCGGCUCCGCGCCCCUAGGCGACGCUCUGCUCCCCGGCCCGGGACCCUCCGACGGCCUGGAGGCAUGCGCGGAGAAGGUGGAGGUGAGGCUGGCGGGAGCGGCGAACGGCGAGCCUCCGGAGCCGCCCGAGGGAGGCUGGGGCUGGCUGGUGAUGCUGGCGGCGAUGUGGUGCAACGGGUCGGUGUUCGGCAUCCAGAAUGCGACCGGGGUGCUCUUCGUGUCCAUGCUCAAGACCUUCGAGUCCACGGACAAGAAGAGCUUCAAGACAGCGUGGGUAGGCUCGCUGUCCAUGGGAAUGAUUUUCUUUUGCUGCCCGAUAGUCAGUGUCUUCACAGACUUAUUUGGUUGUCGGAAAACAGCUGUCGUGGGUGCUGCCAUCGGGUUCAUUGGACUCAUGUCUAGUUCUUUCGUAAGUUCCAUCGAGCCUCUGUACCUUACUUAUGGGAUCAUCUUCGCCUGUGGCUGCUCCUUUGCAUACCAGCCUUCCCUGGUCAUUCUGGGACACUAUUUCAAGAAGCGCCUUGGACUGGUGAAUGGCAUUGUCACUGCCGGCAGCAGCGUCUUCACAAUUCUGCUGCCCUUCCUUCUGAGGGUUCUGAUUGAUAAGGUGGACUUCUUCAUCACGCUGAGGAUCCUCUGCAUCUUCAUGUUCGUUCUCUUCCUGGCUGGCUUCACUUACCGACCUCUUGUUCCCAGUGCCAAAGACAAAGAGAGUAAAAGCAGCAGAUUCUCCUUCUUUUCCAGAAGAAAGUUCAGUCCUCCAAAAAAAAUUUUCAAUUUUGCCAUCUUUAAGGUGACAGCUUAUGCUGUGUGGGCAGCUGGAAUACCACUUGCACUGUUUGGAUACUUUGUGCCUUACGUUCACUUGAUGAACCACGUGAACAAGAGAUUUCCGGAUGAAAACAAUAAAGAAGUGUUGCUCAUGUGCAUCGGCAUCACCUCCGGCAUCGGGCGGCUCCUCUUCGGCCGGAUCGCAGACUACGUGCCCGGGGUAAAGAAGGUUUACCUGCAGGUACUCUCCUUUUUCUUCAUUGGUCUGAUGUCCAUAAUGAUUCCCCUGUGCAACGUCUUUGGGGGUCUCAUCGCUGUCUGCCUCAUCAUGGGUCUCUUCGAUGGAUGCUUCAUCUCUAUCAUGGCCCCCAUCGCCUUUGAGCUGGUCGGUGCCCGGGAUGUCUCCCAAGCGAUUGGAUUUCUGCUUGGAUUUAUGUCUGUCCCCAUGACUGUGGGCCCCCCAAUCGCAGGGCUACUUGAAGACAAGCUGGGCUCCUACGACGUGGCCUUCUACCUCGCUGGAAUCCCCCCGCUGGUCGGCGGUACGGUGCUCUGUUUCAUCCCGUGGGUUCACAGCAGGCAGCAGAGAGAGAACAAGCAAAGCAGCGGAGAAGAAAAGACGGAGAAAAUGUUGGAGAACCAGAACUCUCUGCUGUCCAGCUCAUCCGGAAUCUUCAAGAAAGAAUCUGACUCUACUAUUUGAUGACUGACACACCCCCACCAGACUGGACUUGCUUUUGCGUAUUCAGCAAGUUUCCCUUUUAUAUAAAUUGGAAAUUCCUUAUUUUUUUAAUCACAUCCUUGGAAUAGCACAAUAAUCAGGAAACUGAACCAGUUACUACACAAACCACCUUCUGCCACCAGAUAGCUGAUAUCUCCACAAGUCUGAGGAACAAGACUGAGACAUGGAAACAAAUGCAAAAGGCAGAUAUUACGAAGUUUUGGAGCUAUGUCAUAAAAAAAAGCAACUUUGGAAACUGUGAAUGUGAUUUAGCUUGUAUAAAUAUUUGAAAAUACCUCAAGCUAUACUGAAAGCGUUACAGUUUGGCUAGGAAGAAAAUUAUUUUGUCUGUUGUCUCACAUGGUGUGUCUUUUUAGUUUUAGUCCCUCACCUCUGUUUGAAUUUCUUCUGUUCCUUCGUGAGAUAGCAGCCCAGAUCCCAGAUUACGCCAGAAAGUUCAGCUCCGUUGCUCGCCUGUGUCAAGUGGUGUGAAGCUAAGGCAUUCUGACUUGUUGCAGCGUCCAGGGGCCUUCUGGGAAAAAGUGCAAACACCGCAUUCAGAAUUAACCCGUGUGCUGACAAGGACCCCACCCAGAGGGCAGAACUUCAGAAAAGAGGCAUCUCUUCCAGUCAUCUUUGUUCCCUUGGGGUUUGCAGUGUGUUUUUCACUCAAGUCUCCAGAAACAUCCCACAUUUCUGGACUUGUUUU
This is a messenger RNA of Ochotona princeps (American pika), 2296 nucleotides long. It is a transcript of the gene SLC16A10, whose product is annotated as solute carrier family 16 member 10. Lineage: Eukaryota; Metazoa; Chordata; Mammalia; Lagomorpha; Ochotonidae. Gene Ontology annotation, biological process: transmembrane transport. The record is from RefSeq and is a predicted model, not a curated record. Bases 34 to 1569 code for a protein of 511 amino acids. Gene Ontology annotation, molecular function: monocarboxylic acid transmembrane transporter activity. The transcript has 6 exons.